Messenger RNA from Glycine soja, 1002 nucleotides. Its product is annotated as ABC transporter C family member 3-like. The coding region runs from base 405 to 803 and encodes 132 amino acids. The record is from RefSeq and is a predicted model, not a curated record. Gene Ontology annotation, cellular component: vacuolar membrane; plant-type vacuole. The transcript is spliced from 3 exons. Lineage: Eukaryota; Viridiplantae; Streptophyta; Magnoliopsida; Fabales; Fabaceae. Gene Ontology annotation, molecular function: ABC-type transporter activity; ATP binding. Gene Ontology annotation, biological process: transmembrane transport.
UUGUCUUGUUUCUCUUCAUUAGUUAGGAAUGUGAUAACUCACUCUCCGUGUGCUAUUUGUGUUUGGAUCCUGUGAUGAUCUCGAAUCUUGUGUUCGUGAGAGCAGAUGGUUAGAUGAAUGGCUAUGAAAAACCUCAUACUAGAGGACACCGGAACACAAUGCUCUGAUAGGAUGUAAUAUUGGAGUAUAAGUUUCUAUAUUAAUUGCAUGAAGUCUUGGACGGUCUUAUUUUGAGUAUAUAUAUGUAAGGGGUAGAGGGCGUCACAGUGGCAAUGAUCUAUGCUAAAGGUUUGACUCUUUCAUGCCAAUCAAAGGAGGUUCAGAGCACUGGAGAAAUCACCAACUUAAUGAUUGUUGAUGCUGCAAGGAUUGGAGAAUUUUGUUGGUGCAUGCAUGAACCGUGAAUGUGUGUUUUGCAAAUUGCUUUGGCCUUGUUAAUUCUCUAUAGAAGUGUAGGGGUUGCUUCAAUAGCAGCUCUUGCUGCCACUGUAACUGUGAUGUUGCUAAACCUUCCUGUGGCAUCAUUGCAAGAGAAGUUCCAAGGCAAGGUAAUGGAAUUCAAAGAUAAAAGAAUGAAGACUACAUCUGAGAUUCUAAUGAAUAUGAGGAUUCUAAAACUGCAAGCAUGGGAGAUGAAGUUCUUAUCAAAGAUUAUUCAGCUUAGGAAGACUGAGGAGAUAUGGCUAAAGAAAUUUCUGGCAUCCCUCUUGAAUCAGGGAAGGUCUUAUCUGCACUUGCUUCAGAAUUCUUCAAAUGCCUAUCUAUGGUCUUCCAGACACGAUUUCAAUGAUUGUACAAACUAAGGUUUCCCUUGAUAGAAUUGCAUCAUUUCUUCGUCUUGAUGAGUUGCAAACUGAUGUAGUAAAGAAGCUUCCAAAUGAAAAGGCAAUUGAAUUAGUAGAUGGAAAUUUCUCUUGGAAUUUAUCUUCCUCUAACACAACAUUGUAAAAUAUAAAUCUUACUGUUUUUUUCAUGGUAUGAGGAUUGCUGUUUGUUAUUUUA